Haliotis rufescens (red abalone) is the source of this 668-nucleotide messenger RNA. Its product is annotated as macrophage mannose receptor 1-like. Lineage: Eukaryota; Metazoa; Mollusca; Gastropoda; Lepetellida; Haliotidae. The transcript has 5 exons. Gene Ontology annotation, molecular function: signaling receptor activity. The record is from RefSeq and is a predicted model, not a curated record. Bases 97 to 582 code for a protein of 161 amino acids.
CAUGUGCAAUACAGUCACAUGACCACCUGAUCGGGUAAUGACCGCACCACCUGUGUUCUCACACCCCCAGGUGUCACCUCUGUGUGUCAGGCAGCUAUGGCGUCCAUUGUGUUAGCAUUCCUCUGUGUUUCAGUCGUUAUAGGACCUGUUUGGUCCGAGUGUAUCAAUGGCUGGACACGGUAUGAUGACUCUUGCUACAGACUCUUUAGAGAUUCCAAAAAGAUUUGGCCGGAAGCAGUGUUUGAAUGUGAAAAAGAGGACGCUUAUCUGGCGUCAAUAGAGACACAGCGUGAAAGCACAAACGUCCAUGCGCUGGUUGCGGAGCUGAACCUCGCAGAUACCGACAACGUGUGGAUCGGCCUGUCAGAUGUCCGAGAGGAGAAUGUGUGGGUUUGGGAGGUUGACAGGAAGAACGCCACGUUCUUCAACUGGGGGAGUACUGAGCCUAACCAAACAGGAACAACUCAACAAGACUGUGUCAUACUGUACGGGAAACGCGGACAUACAUGGGCCGAUGAUAGAUGUGAAAUUAAGUACUACUACCUGUGUGAAAGGCCAUUACAAGCAAGUGUGUCGGGAUAAUGUUUGAAUUCCGUCACCAGCGACACCCGUGUAUAAUAUCAUGCAUUGUUACAAGUCGUUCAGGAAAUAAACUCCGUAACACACAA